Messenger RNA from Cucumis melo (muskmelon), 2097 nucleotides. Its product is annotated as non-specific lipid transfer protein GPI-anchored 7. Bases 65 to 562 code for a protein of 165 amino acids. NCBI's taxonomy places the organism in Eukaryota, Viridiplantae, Streptophyta, Magnoliopsida, Cucurbitales, Cucurbitaceae. The transcript has 2 exons. The record is from RefSeq and is a predicted model, not a curated record.
CAUUUCCAACUAUGAACUCCCAAAAUUUUCAUCAAUCUCCAAGAGAAAACCGUUCGGUUAAUCAAUGGCUGGCGGUGAGAUCUCUGUCCCUUUCGCAGUCGUUGCGGUGGUGGUUCUAGCGGUGGCCGUUGGCUUCGUGGAAGCACAGGAUGUGCCAGACUGUGUUUCCAAGCUUACACCAUGUGUGGAUUUCCUCAAGUCCAAUAAUCCGCCCGCGACUUGCUGCGAUCCCAUCAAGGAAGCUGUGGCGACUCAGCUUCCGUGCCUUUGUAACCUCUACGUGACGCCGGGUUUGUUGAAUUCGUUCGGCGUUAAUGUCUCCGAUGCUAUUCAUCUCACUAAUGCUUGCGGCGUCCCUGUCGAACUCUCCAAGUGCAAAACUGGUGCUCCGGCUCCGCAACAGGGUGCUCCUUCACCACCGGGAGGUAAGUUUUCGGAGCUCGUAGGGCUAUUUUGGUAUUUUCCGUUUCUUAUUUUCAUUUUCCAAUUUGUUGAGGUUUUUUUCUUUUGUGAAUAUAUUCACGUUUAUGACAGCUGGAUUAUUUUUUGCUGCAUGAAUUAAAUCAAUAUUCAUCAGCUCACCAACCUUGACUUUUAUUUAUCAUUUUAGUUUCAUAACUUUUUCCAUUUAAAUUUUUAUACUUUGAUAAUUUUAGUCUUACUGUUAAUUUAUUAUAAUUUUAUUCAUAACGUAUUUAGUCUAAAUUUUAGGAAAUUAUUAUUGCUAUCAUUUAAUGGAACUCAUUGUUAAAAUUAACUAUUGUUGGGCUACAUCUAAGAUUUUUUUUAAAAUCCAAAAUACAAGAACAAAAUUUGAAUAAAUUUCUAAGGGACUAAAAUAGUUUUUUUUUUUUUAAAAAAAAAAAAGUUAGAUAUGAAAAUUAUAUUGAACUUUGUUAUUUAUUUAUAAACGUUUUUUAAUAAAUAUGUAUUUUAUAUUUUGAAUCAACUAGAAAUAUGAAAUGAUAGUGAUGUGAAACUAUGUUUUUCCACCUCAACUCAUUGUCACACAACUCUAAAGUGAAAUUGUUAUGGAUAUAAAAGAAAUUGUAAAAUAGAAUAGAAAGAGUAAGAUGAACUUUACUAUAUUUUGUAAAUAGUUUCAAUAUUUUGUUAUUUUUAAAAAUAUUUUGAUUUUUAAACAAUGUGAAGCGAUGGAUGCGAUGGUUCAAAGCAAAUCAAACAUGGAUCCCACCAAUUUCCCAACAACUUUCUUACUUUAAAACAUUUUAUUAUUUUUCAAAAUUUUAAUGUAUCUCUUUGUAAAAUAUUUUAUUUUGAAAAGUAUCAACAAGAAAUUGGGUAUUCUUUUGUUGCUGUUAGAUUAUUCUAUAAAGUUCUCUCAAGUAAUUGUUUAUUUACAAGUGGGUUUUUUUUUCUUUCUUUUCAAUGUAAUGCUUAGAAAAAGUUAUAGAAAAUAUAGUGGCAAAAGUAAUAUUUUCAAACAAGAAAUUUGCCUAUAAAAUUAUUUUUAGAAAUAAGUAUUCUUUGUAGGGUUUAAUAUUUUAGAAACAUUACAAAUUUGUUUUUUUUUUUUUUUUUCUUGCUGCAUGUUUGGAAGAAUUUUAGUUAAUUAUUGAAGCCAUUUUUAGAUAUAGAUAUAGUCUAUACACAAUCACUCAAAGGCUAUUAAACAAAUUAUAAAGUGGGACUUAUAUAGAAAGUAGAACUAAUUCUUCUUAGAAAAAAGAACAAUUUCUUCAAAUAGAGGUAUAAUGUUUAAAUUGUUGUGAAAUAGAUAUGAUUUUAUGUUUUACAUAAUUCUUAGUUAUGAACUAAUAUUAAUUCUGCCAUUUAUUUUUGGAACAGUUCCUGGGAAUGAUGCACAAAAAUUUGGGUCGACUGGAAUUACAUCUCUAGUACUUCUGUUCUUGGCCUCUCUAGUUGUUUAUUAGGAUCUUACCAUACUGAGCAUUAUAUUAUUUGAUUAAGCUAUUCCAUUGAUCUAAUAACGUUGAUAAAGUUUCUUUAUAUAUUUUAGGGUUUAUAGUGAGUGUGAAGACUUCAUAUUUGGAGCAUUUGUUAGAUUUUCAUUUGAUCCCUUUCAAUAACGUGUAAUACUCUUACUAUUAUAAUAUUCAAGCUUCAUCCGAUCAA